CUGCAAGGGAACUUAGGAAGCUGAGGCGAAGAGGCGAUCAGUCAAGAAGCAGCAGAAUGGCGGCAUCUUCGGCAUCUCAGCAGCAGCAGUCCAUCACUGUCAAGUUCGAGGCUCAGGAUGGCACCAGCGGGCCCCUCGUCAUCUCUCGGCAAGUCGCACAGCAGUUCGGUUUCUUCAAUGCGGUGCGAACACACGUGCAUGCAGGCUGGCGUGCGGAACACAUGACAUCGUUCUGUCCGGCAGAUGCUUCGUGGCGAGUUCAGUGAGUCGAGUGAGCGGUCGGUGGUCCUGCGAGAGGUCUCCCGUGACGUGGCAGCGGUGGUGCUUCGGACGCCGAAUGACAUUGUCAGAGAUCUGACACAGGAGGUGAGCAGCAGAAUGAUUCACUGCUGUCACUCACGUCUGCGUGUGUGUGGCGCGGCGUGGUGAUCGAUCAGAACUUCAUUGCCUGCUUAGAGGCCGUUGAUUUCCUUCAGUACGAGAAGCCACGGAGCAUCCUCAAAGCCAUCAAACCAAAGGUAGCCACGGAAAUGGGAAUCCAUUCGUUCACCGACUCUCAUCAUCUGUUGUUCAGGUGGUCCGCAAUAGGUGGCUGUCCGACAAUGACAUCGCCAGUGCGCUGCUCAAGGCGUCCUUCCGGCGACCUCUCAUCAGGUUCGUUCACUCGUAGGCAUCUUGGUGUGUUGCCUGACCACGCGUGUGUGGGUGUGGGUGUGGGUGUGUAUUCAGGCGUUUCAUCUCCGAGCAUGACGAGGUGCUGUCGGCAUGUGGGCCCUUCGUCCUGCAGAGUGCAGGAGAAGUCGCGGCGGUGUGGGACAACGCACCACCAUCCACAUCCCAAGACGACGGCACGGACAACAUUGAGGAUGGUGACGGUGAUGGGAAGCCCACUGCGGCCAGCAGUGCACCACUCGAGUAUGUCAUGUCACUGCUGAAUCGCCUGUUGCGUUCGUUGGAGGCUGGCACCUAUGACGUCUCGCUGUCGAGCCUCAAGCGCUUCGCCACUGACGCGACGCGGUCGGGAAGCUUCCCUGAGGCGGCUGCCGAUAUCUUCGAGUGCACCAAGUAAGGGGCAAGCAAGCCGCCUUGCAUGCUGCAUUCAUGUGUGGAGUGGAUGCAUGUGUGUUAUGUAUGGCUGUGGACAUUUGCAGGUUGUCUGAGGAGAAGGCCGUGGAGAUCACGUCACCCGGGGAGGGCAAAGGCGACAAGACAGAUGACGGCCGAUACGUCGCCGUUCUGCACGGCAGCGAGAGAGAGUGUGACGCCAAGCUCGAGUUCGACAUCCGCAGCGGGCCCUACGAUGAAGAAAGUAGCAGUGAGGACAUGAAGUUGGCCGGCGUCAGAACAUUCGACAUCACUGCCGACUACUGCGGGCAGGCCAACGAGCGGUCAGUGAUGACUGUGAGAUGACUGAGGUUGUCGUCGAGCUCCUGCUAUUCUCUGUCUCGUGUGCAGGACGGUCUUCUGCUAUUCGUUUCGUGCGGACAUCUCCAUCGACACCGACAAGGAGCCCAUCAAGAUCGAGAAGAAGGAGUUUGAUUUCUCUCAAGGAUUGGCAAACAUGCCAGUGUUUGUCAUCGGCCUCCUUUGGACACAGCCUAUCACCAACGUGCUCGUCAUCCCAUUCAAGGACAGCGAGGCCUUUGAGGGCAAGGACACCACUGUGGCGUCUGUCAAGGCGUCUGUGACGAUCCGCCACUAUCCGAUGAGGUGCCUGGUGCUCCACUGCCUGCGCCUGAUGAUCCGCGAGGGCCAGUGGGCAGACAUGCAAGGCGUCGGCGCCGCCAUCACACGACAGGUGCGCAACGUGCAAACAACACAUGGCGCCGUCCGGUCUUCAUGUGUGUGGCUGUGUGUGUCUGCAGGUAGCUGAGCAAAUGGCUGUGUAUCUGGCCAGAAUGACGGCAGACGGCGUGUCCCCGCUGCGUGUGCUGACGUCAUGGAUGAGCGGCUGGGGCAGCGAGCAGCACUUGGACGAGUGGACCCGCAGUGAGGUGUCGUACGCCGCCCUGUCCACCGCCGUGAUGGAGACCCACAUCCGAGACCUGGCGCCCUUCAUCCGAGUGUUCGGCCAGCUGAUCGCCGACAAAGGCGGCCGGGACGAUUCGGUGGACAAGAUAGUUUUGAGGUUGCAGGACGAACCCGACACCCUGCGCACAUUCAUCGAGUCCAUGUUUGAUGAUGGGGCAUCGGGAGGGCUCAGCACAGCCUCUGGCGGGUCGAGGAAGAGAGGAAGGAUCAGCAUCGGUGUCGAGUGCACGGUUGGCCGCCAGGAGGGCGGGCACCAAGGCAGUCGGUUUAGAGCCAUGAAAGCGUUGUUAGUCGUAUUGAUAGACUGACUGAUAGACGGACAGACAUGCUACGUGUCAGCUACAAUAUUCGGUCCAGAGGCAGCAGAAGAGCAGGGCUUUACUACAUUUGCAAACUAC
Molecule: messenger RNA, 2429 nt
Organism: Vitrella brassicaformis
Lineage: Eukaryota; Vitrellaceae
Source: the annotation of a GenBank genome assembly